AUGGCCCUCUCCGGCAAGCAUGUCGUGUUCGAUAUCGUCGGCACCUGCGUGACGUACGACGCCUUUUACGAGGCCGUCGACGCGCGCAUCGGCGACCGGCUGCGUGUUCACGGCAUCCGCCCGCGCCACUUUGCCUUUACGUGGAUGAUGGAGGCUGAGCGCGAGUACAGCUAUCUGGACCGCAGCGGCCGCUACGUGCCCUUCUGGACCGUCUUCCCGCCGCUCUUCUUCCGCGUCCUCUUCCAAUGCGGCAUCGAGGACCCGCGGACGCUCUGCACGGCCGACGACGCCGCCGUCUGUGCCGCAGCCUACCGCACGCUGCGCGCUCGUCCCGGUAUCCUCGAGUGUCAUGCUCGCCUGCGCGCUGCUGGCUUCACCGUCUGGGCCUUCACCUCGGGCGACGCCACCCGCGUCCAGGGCUACCUCGCCGCCAACGGCAUCGACAUCCCGGCCGCCCACUUUGUCACCUGCGACUCCCUGCAGGUCGGCAAGCCGACGCCGGAGGCGUACCGCCACGUGCUUAACCAGUUUGCUGGCGCUACCGAGACCUGGUUUGCAGCCGCACACAUGUGGGACACAAUGGCAGCACAAUGCAACGGAUUCAAAGGCGCUUGGUGCUCCGUCUACGAAAAAGAACCCGUCACAGAGGUCUUUGGCACCCCUCUCGUCAUGGCCGACUCGCUCGUCGAAAUGGCCGACAAGAUCAUCGCUGCAAGCACAUGA
This is a messenger RNA of Grosmannia clavigera kw1407, 723 nucleotides long. Its product is annotated as 2-haloalkanoic acid dehalogenase. The transcript has 2 exons. Lineage: Eukaryota; Fungi; Ascomycota; Sordariomycetes; Ophiostomatales; Ophiostomataceae. Bases 1 to 723 code for a protein of 240 amino acids. The record is from RefSeq and is a predicted model, not a curated record.